AUGUCCAACACAUAUGUGCCAUCGGGAGUGCGUGUGCACCCGCGCUGCCGACGGCGGAACACCAGGAGGGAAAUGAGCGUGAGUUACAAAGAGACAUCGAUGGAGACACAGAUGGAAAAACUGUGGAACUCAUUAGAGAUGUGGUUUCAGUCACAAGAUUCAAGAGAAAGUGAAAAUGAACUGAGGAUUUUGCUGCUGGGCAAACCUGGAGUUGGGAAGAGUUCAACUGGAAACACAAUCUUAGGAAGAGAAGUUUUCAUAUCAGACUUUUCUGAAGAAUCUGUUACUAAAGAGUGUCGAAGAGAAACAUCUGAAAUCAACGGCAGACACAUUACUGUGAUCGACACUCCAGGACUGUUUGAUACUGAUCUCAGUAAUGAAGAAAUCCAGAGAGAAAUCAGCAACUGUAUCUCUAUGAUCCUGCCUGGACCACAUGUGUUUCUCUUACUGAUACCACUCGGACGAUUCACUGAAGAAGAAGCAAAAGCAGUGGAGAUCAUUCAAGAGAUGUUUGGUGAAAACUCAUUAAAGUACACCAUAGUGCUCUUCACCAGAGGAGAUGAUCUGAAUGAAAAAAACAUUGAAGAGUAUCUGAUAGAACCUGAAUCUGGCCUUAAAAACCUGAUCGAUGAGUGUGGAAACAGAUUCCAUGUGUUCAAUAAUGAGACUAGAGACCGAACACAAGUGACUGAUCUACUGCAGAAGAUAGACAACAUGGUGAAGACAAACGGAGGGAGUUACUACUCAUGUAAGAUGUUCAGAGAGAUGGAGAGAGAAAUACAGAAGAAUAUACUGAUGGAGAGAGUCAGGGAAAGAGAAGAAGAGAUGAAGAUGAUCAUGGAGAAAGAAAGAGAGAAACUAGACAGAAAGAUACAAGAGAUGGAGAGCGAAAAAGAGGAAUGGGAGAAACAGAGACAACAGGAAAUCAAGAAAACACGUGAUGAAUAUGAGCAGAAACUUAAACAAGAGAGAGAGAGAAGUGAGAGAGAGAAAGAAGAACUUCAGUUCAAACAUGAAGAAGAGAAAGAG
Carassius auratus (goldfish) is the source of this 1029-nucleotide messenger RNA. Its product is annotated as GTPase IMAP family member 7-like. NCBI's taxonomy places the organism in Eukaryota, Metazoa, Chordata, Actinopteri, Cypriniformes, Cyprinidae. The transcript is spliced from 3 exons. The annotation marks the transcript as partial. Gene Ontology annotation, molecular function: GTP binding. The record is from RefSeq and is a predicted model, not a curated record.